AUGCCUGGCGUGACGAAUCAGGUUCGACAACGGACACUUAUCCUCGAUCUGGGGGACGUGCUCUUCCACUGGUCUGCCCGCGACCUCACGGUCUUCUCUCCCCAAACAUUCCACGCCGUCAUUCUAUCACCAACAUGGAGCGAAUAUGAGAGUGGCCGGAUAACCGAAGAGAAAGCUAUCUCGCUUAUUGGCGAGGAGCUCUCACUCAAGCCCUCUGACAUUGCAGAAGGACUCUUGCAAUGUCGCAACACGUUGCGAGUCGACUCGGACCUCAUCAACGAACUCAAGAAGCUCAAGGCCGAGUUCCAAGGAAGCCUCAAAGUUUACGCUAUGAGCAACAUAACCAAGGAUGAUUUCGCACGCCUCAAGCUCAUACUGCCAGAUUGGAGCUUGUUCGAUGCCGAAUACCCAUCCUUCGAGGCCGGUAUGACCAAGCUAGAGCUGGCUUUUUUCCAGCACGUCAUAGACGACAUCGGACUGAGCGACCCCACCUCCGCUAUCUUCGUCGACGACAAAGUCGGCAAUGUUAACAGAGCGCGUUCUUUCGGUAUACAAGGAAUCGUGUUCGGACCAUCAACUGAUCUUAUACGCGAGCUCCGCAACAUGCUCUAUGAUCCCGUGCCCCGGGCACGGCAAUUCAUGGAGACUAGCUCGAAGAAGAACACGUGCUAUAUUGAGGGCGGCGGCGAGUUUCUCGAUUCCUUCUCUCAGUUUCUCAUCCAUUAUGAAUUGAGGGACACCAGUCUUAUCAGCUUGUCACGUGCUGAUGCCCCGGCGGCGGAGGUGAAGAAAACUAUUGAGCAGGCUGCUCGGGAAGCGAGAACGUGGAACUACUUUAUCGGCGAGCCAGUCGGCACAACAAAGUCCUUCCCAAAUGACAUCGACUCCACAUCGACUUACCUGCUUGCUUUCUCCCCACCUGCGGCCUCAGCCAAUCCUGUCUUGGACCGCAUCGCCGCAAACCGCCACGCCACAGAAGGCCUUGCCAUGAUCUACUGGUGCGAAAAGCGACCUCGCAUCGACCCCUUCGUCCUGGUCAACGCUAUCCGCGCCUUCUACCACUACAACCGCGGCGUAGAGAUGCAACCCGAGCUCAACUACGUCCGGCGCAUCCUACUCCACCGCGGUUACGUCGAAGGCUCUGAGAUGUACAUUUCCGGUGAACCCUUCUUGUACUUUGUAUCCUGCCUCAUUGCGGAGAACCCAAAUGCACCAGAGGUUCAGACGCUGCGGGAGCCUGCGGCUGCUGUUCUUCGCGACUAUGUUAACAGCAAAGGUGAUUCUUUCUGUGUUACGGCACGUGUGCUUGCUUGUCAGAAACUUGGUGUGGAUCCGCAGUCGGAUAUCCGUUAUCUCAAGAGCUUGCAGGAGGUCGAUGGCGGUUGGGAACUUGGUUGGCCGUGUAAGUUUGGAAGGAGUAGGAAGAGGAUUGGGAGUCGUUCUGUCUCUACUGCGUGGGCUAUCAAGGCACUUGAGCAUGACGCGCGGAAGUUUCAGAAUGGCACUAAUGGGACGAAGCUUGAGAGGGCUCUUGGUAAAUGA
Molecule: messenger RNA, 1542 nt
Organism: Pyrenophora tritici-repentis Pt-1C-BFP
Lineage: Eukaryota; Fungi; Ascomycota; Dothideomycetes; Pleosporales; Pleosporaceae
Product: hydrolase (HAD superfamily)
Source: RefSeq, a predicted model, not a curated record